AUGGCGGAGCAGAUGUGUAGUUUUCAGAAACUGUUUGCUGUGGAAGAAGAGUUUGAAGAUGAGGAUUUCUUAUCUGCUUUGGAGAACACAGAGCACCGCUUUGCUAGUGAGCUGCCUGGGAAUGCUGCCCACCUGCCAGCGGUCUCGUCCAGACCACGGGAGACUCUGCAGGCACAAUCCUCACUUCCCUUGCCAUCAUACCCGCUUUCUUCCAGCCCAUUAGUCCCAGGACUCUGUCCCCCUACUCCCAGUGUGCCCCAGACCAUCAGGGAUCCACCUUGUGUGGGACCCAUGUCCCCAAGACCUGUCUCGGUUUCUAGCAGCAGUGAGGGCAGUCAGCAAAGAAGGACCCUGACUGAAAACAUACUCCAAGGGUCAUCGGGACCCCAGCCCUCAGCCGCACACUCUGGCUUUAUCUUUGAGAGCCGUUGUGAGGGCAUUGGUGGCUUUGAAGCGCCUGAGCAAGAUGAGUUUGACAGGGCCCUGGCAAGCAUGGAGCUGGAGGGAGCUGCCUUGGAGCUAGACCUUGGAGUUGAUGGUGGAGCCACCCAAAUCCUGCCUGCUCAGCACCACAAGGGUCCAGUAUUGGCGAAAAAGGCCCGAGUAGCUGAUCUGAGUGCAUCUUCCCAGAAGGGGGCCAUUGUCCACUGUAGGAGUCCAUGGCCUUCCUUGAGACCUGGAGCGGCAGGCAGCUUUCCUGUCCCAGCCGCCUCUGCAGUUUCAGCUUCUCGUCAAAGAGGCUCCGCCAUUGCCGCACCUCAGCCUCUCCAAGUAGCUGGAAGGACCAUUCAAAACACCCCCCAGACUCAUUUGUGUGCUCAGCCGUUUCAGUCUCCCAGAGCUUGGCCAAGCGACAAACCCCGUUUUCCUGCACCUGAACGUCCCCACUGCAGCUCUUCCGUAGUCCGUCAGGGGCCCUGGCCCUCUCGAGCCCCAGGAUCUUCUGUCAAUUCCCCUGCCAGCACCCCGAGAAGUACUUCUGCCCCUUCUCCUCAGCCAGCUCUUCAGACACCUAUAGUCACCAACCGCCUGGUCCAACUUGUCACCGCUACCAGCCGGAUACCCCAGCAGCCCUCCUGCCCCUCCAUGCGACCUAAAACCCGCCGAUUCCCCGGCCCAGCAGGAGUCCUUCCUCACCAGCAUAGCGGGGAGAAUCUGGAGGAGAUCAUGGUUUCCACACCCCAGACACCGACUCACGGUGCUCUGGCUAAGUUCCAGACUGAGAUUGUUACUAGUUCCCAGGGAUCGGUGGAAGAAGAUUUUGGGCGAGGGCCCUGGCUCAGCAUGAAAUCUUCUCUGAACCUGGACGAGAGAGACCCAAUGUGCUUUCUCUAUACCUACAGUAUCGUGAUGGUGAUGCGCAAGGCAGCCCUCAAGCAGCUCCCCAAGAACAAGGUCCCCAACAUGGCGGUGAUGAUCAAGUCCCUGACUCGGAGCACAAUGGAUGCCAGUGCGGUUUUUAAGGACCCCACAGGAGAGAUGCUGGGAACAGUGCACAGGGUACUUCUGGAGACACACCAAAAUGAGCUGAAGCCCGGCUCGGUGCUGCUGCUGAAGCAGGUCGGAGUAUUCUCUCCUUCCCUCAGAAACCACUACCUCAACGUGACGCCCAAUAAUCUGCUCCAUAUUUACAGCCCAGACUCUGGGGACAGGGACUUCCUCCAGCCACCUCAGCCCUUGCCCAAGGAUCUAGAAAGCUCCUGUGGAAGCCUCCAGCCUGAGGUGGCUGCCGAGCCCACACAGGGCCUCAGAACAGUGCAGAACCCAGCAACGUCUCCUGAGGAAGAGCUCCCAGAGGCAGAUGACCUGGAUGGACUCCUGAGUGAGCUCCCUGAAGACUUCUUCUGUGAGCCCAGCACUUAGAGCUGUCUCAAGACAGGUCAUCCACAUGAGCUGGCAGCCUUGCUGCCCCCAGUCAAGCUCUGGGUGCAUCUGGUCAGGUCCA
Messenger RNA from Acomys russatus (golden spiny mouse), 1945 nucleotides. It is a transcript of the gene Hrob, whose product is annotated as homologous recombination factor with OB-fold. Bases 1 to 1863 code for a protein of 620 amino acids. Gene Ontology annotation, biological process: recombinational repair. The transcript has 10 exons. NCBI's taxonomy places the organism in Eukaryota, Metazoa, Chordata, Mammalia, Rodentia, Muridae. The record is from RefSeq and is a predicted model, not a curated record.